Molecule: messenger RNA, 1384 nt
Organism: Mastomys coucha (southern multimammate mouse)
Lineage: Eukaryota; Metazoa; Chordata; Mammalia; Rodentia; Muridae
Product: aldehyde dehydrogenase family 3 member B3
Exons: 7
Coding region: 106-894 (262 amino acids)
Biological process (GO): aldehyde metabolic process
Cellular component (GO): cytoplasm
Molecular function (GO): aldehyde dehydrogenase (NAD+) activity
Source: RefSeq, a predicted model, not a curated record
CGUAGGAGUGUGGUCCAAGGGCACUUAGAGUAAUUGGCAGAAGUAGAAGCAGAGGCAGAGGCAGAGCCAGCGGGAUAGGAGAAGAGCCAUACAUCUGGAGCCAGAAUGUCCACUAAAGGCAAACACCUACAACCUGAGCAGGGGAUGGACCCUUUUGAGGAAAAGCUACGGAUGCUGAAGGAGGCCUUCAACACAGGGAAGACAAAGAUGGCUAAGUUCAGAGCUGAACAACUGCAGAGCCUGGGCCGCUUCCUGCAGGACAGUAGCAAGCAACUUCAUGAUGCCCUGGAUGGAGACCUGGGCAAGUCAGCCUUCGAGUCAGACAUGAGUGAGAUCAUCCUGUGCCAGAAUGAGGUGGACCUGGCCCUCAAGAACCUGCAGACCUGGAUGAAGGAUGAGCCUGUGUCUACCAACUUGAGUGAUGAGGGAGAGCGCUACAUUGCCCCCACAGUGUUAGUGGAUGUGCAGGAGACAGAGCCCGUGAUGCAGGAGGAGAUCUUUGGGCCCAUCCUGCCCCUGGUGACUGUGAGGAGCCUGGAUGAAGCCAUUGAGUUCAUGAACCGGCGGGAGAAGCCACUAGUGCUCUAUGCCUAUUCCAACAACUCGGAGGUCGUCAAACAGGUGUUGGACCAGACCAGCAGCGGGGGCUUCUGUGGGAACGAUGGCUUCAUGCACAUGACCCUGUCCAGCCUUCCUUUUGGAGGAGUGGGAUCGAGCGGGAUGGGCAGGUACCACGGCAAGUUCUCCUUUGACACCUUUUCCAACCAGCGUGCCUGUCUGCUGAGUUGCUCUGGGAUGGAAAAGCUUAAUGGCCUCCGUUAUCCACCCUAUAGUCCCCGUAGGCAGCAGCUACUAAGAUGGGCUAUCAGCUCCCAGAGCUGCACCCUUCUCUAAAUACCGCACUGACUCCUCUCUCCUGCUGCCCUGCCCCAACCUACUUAAGCUUUCACCUGCUUCCAAGUCCCCAGUGGUUCCUGAAAGGCAAGUAUCUGGUCCAGCCUGUAAACACCCCACUUCUGGAACUUUUUCUGAACAUACCUCCUGCCAGGCAGGAUGUCCAGGUGGCUGGUCCAGCCCCUUCUCAUACCAUAGCACCCCCAGCAACCUCCUGACCUUCUGCUUAGACAGAGAAGCCCCCUCACCAAGUUUGGGCAGAUCUGGUGACUGAGGGGAACUUUCUUUGUCAGACUGCAACAGGAUCCCAAAAGACAGAGCAGUUGCCUACAACUCCAUCCACACCUGGAGGGUAGCUUUGUCCCACUUGAAGUAACAUGAUCAUGGACCCAGAUCAGAUUAAUUGGUGGAAUCUGUCUGAAGUGUGUUCAUUAGUUACUUUCCUGUGGCUUCUAUUAAAUGGCCUCCCAUGGGCAAGUUCAAGAGGGAA